Sinocyclocheilus anshuiensis is the source of this 1207-nucleotide messenger RNA. Its product is annotated as growth arrest and DNA damage-inducible protein GADD45 gamma-like. Lineage: Eukaryota; Metazoa; Chordata; Actinopteri; Cypriniformes; Cyprinidae. Gene Ontology annotation, biological process: regulation of cell cycle. The record is from RefSeq and is a predicted model, not a curated record. The coding region runs from base 86 to 565 and encodes 159 amino acids. The transcript is spliced from 4 exons. Gene Ontology annotation, cellular component: cytoplasm; nucleus.
GGCGAGCACUUGACACGGCGUCAUAAACUCAAAGCUCACCGCAAGGGAAACGCACGCAAAACGCGACUUAACGUGGAUUUAAACAAUGACUUUUGAAGAAUUUAGUGGACAAGAUAACGCAGCUGCUACUGGCGAUAGAAUGCAGAGUGCAGGAACGGCACUAGAGGAGCUUCUGGUCUCCGCUAGGAAGCAGGACUGCCUUACCGUUGGGGUGUAUGAGUCUGCACAAGUCAUGAAUGUUGACCCAGACAGCGUUGCUUUUUGCGUCCUGGCUACGGAUGAGGAGUAUGAAUGUGACAUCGCCUUGCAGAUCCACUUCACUCUCAUCCAAGCCUUCUGCUUCGACAACGACAUCAACAUUGUUCGUGUGAAUGACAUUGAACGUCUUGCUAACAUUGUGGGCAGUGAUCAGGAUGAGGAACCUAAGGACGUACACUGCAUACUUGUAACUAGCCCCAGUGCUGACUCUUGGAAAGAUUCUGCUCUUGAGAGAUUGAGCUUGUUCUGUGAGGAGAGCCGCAAUGUCUACGAAUGGGUGCCUACGAUUACUCUGCCAGAGCGCUGAUAGGAGAUGGUUUUGGCACGUGAAUGAAACCAGAAACAAGUCGAAGAUGUCCAUCCUAAAGGGUACACCGGUGCAAAGCGAAAAAGCUUUGAGAUCUUGCCUGGAUUAUUCUCACAACUGGGAGGAUAAAAGUGGACUGACCCAGCGAACGGUUGGCCGUCCUGGAAAAGCUGAUGUUCAGAAUCUAUUUUUGGACGAGCAUGGAAAAGUGAAAGCUCCCGUGCUUCUCAAGUCUGUUGUGGUGGCAUCGCGGAGACAACAGGAGAGUAAAGGACAGGUGGACUGUGAGAGCACGUUCAUGAGAUUGACGGCGAAGAAGAGCCUUGGAAUUCGUGUUCUUGAGGAAUGAGAUGUGGAUUUUAAAGAGGAACUAAGUUUAAGUGACAUUUUGAAGAUGUUUUGAGGUCUAAUGUGCACUUGGGGUGUUGUCUGAAAAAUAUUACAUGGACACUAGUGUAACUUGUCUUUUGUGAUAUCCUGGGGGGGGGGGUUCCCAUCCUACCAUAAAUGGUUCCUAUUAUGAAGUUGUGCUUUUUGUCAAAUAUUCAUAAUGCAAUGUCAAACUGUGGUGAAGAAGCCACCAUUUCUGCAAUACAUUUUAAAAUAAAUACCUUAAAAGUGGUAUGUUUCAUUUCAAAGUUG